AUGCUUCCACAGUACUCCCACCAACCUCGCCUGCCGCCGCCAUCCAAUAUCGGCGCCCUCUCCACCCCUUCCGUCACGGCUCGCAAGCGCAAGCGGCAGCAAUUCACGGUCACCUACAGCGAGGUCCAGGAGGUCGACAACACAGGCAAGCUCCGCGAAGUGAUUGUCAUCGACGACACUCCCCCACCGCCCACCGUCUCCCCUGCGUCGACCCACACGGCCAUGUACUCGGCCUCCCUCCAACCCGCCGUCUUUUCUGCCCCAAUCCGCACCCGCGCUAGAGCUGCCGCCGAAGCACAGGCUCUCUCCGCCAGCACAUCCUCGGGCGCAACCCUUGCUGCGCCCGCCCCCAAGAAACGCAAGCGGGACCCGGCGGAUGACGUUGGCGCCGUCUCGAAGAAGGCGGUGACGAAUGGCCAGACCUCCAACGCUAUCGCUCAGCGAGCCCAGGCCAACGGGAGCAACGCAGUUGCAGACGACAAGGGCCCCGCGACCUGGGACGACAAAGAGGGACACUACAUUAUCACCCCAGAUGACAUGAUCUACAGGCGCUACCGCACGGUCCGUCUGCUGGGACAGGGAACAUUCGGCAAGGUCGUCGAAGCUGUGGACACCGAGACCAACAAGAGAGUUGCUAUCAAGAUCAUCCGAGCAAUUCCCAAGUACCGCGACGCGAGCAAAAUUGAAGUGCGGGUCCUUCAAAAGCUGAAGGAGCGAGACCCCCUCAACAGACACAAAUGCAUUCAUUUGCUCGCUUGGUUCGACCAUCGCAACCACAUUUGCCUAGUUUCGGAACUCCUUGGCAUGUGUGUAUAUGAUUUCCUCAAGGAGAACGACUUCGCUCCCUUCCCUCGUCAACAUAUCCAAGCAUUUGCAAGACAACUCCUUGGCAGUGUAGCAUUCCUUCACGAACUUCAUCUCAUCCACACCGACCUCAAGCCGGAAAAUAUCUUAUUGGUAAACAAUAGUUCUGAUGCUAUCGAAAUCCCCAGUUCGUCCAAGCGCAGUGCGCCAAAGAGGGUGAAAAGGAUCCUUCAAUCAACGGACAUCCGACUCAUCGAUUUCGGGUCUGCGACCUUCGAAGAGGAGUACCAUUCCAGUGUCGUGUCGACAAGGCAUUAUCGCGCACCUGAGAUCAUUCUCGGUCUCGGCUGGUCAUAUCCUUGUGACGCCUUCUCGCUCGGCUGCAUCCUCGUCGAGUUCUUCACUGGCGUGGCGCUGUUUCAGACACACGACAACUUGGAGCACCUGGCCAUGAUGGAGCAAGUCAUGGGCAAGAUGCCUGAACGGUUCGCCCGGUCAGGUGCUCGCGCGAAGCCAGAGUACUUCAAGGAAGGGGGCAAGCUCGAUUGGCCGAAGCCGAAGGCUUCGAGACAAAGCAAGAAGGACGUUAGGUCAUGUCGUAGUCUUCAGGAAAUUAUCACUGCGACAGAUCCCAUUAAUCGGAGUUUCCUUGACCUGGUGAAGAAGUUGCUCACGUUCGACCCCGCGCAGCGGAUAUCCGUCAAGGAGGCCUUGGCGCACCCGUACUUCUCAUUGCCAGUCCCUCACGAAUACUGA
Messenger RNA from Epithele typhae, 1560 nucleotides. Its product is annotated as CMGC/CLK protein kinase. Gene Ontology annotation, molecular function: protein kinase activity; ATP binding. Gene Ontology annotation, biological process: protein phosphorylation. The record is from RefSeq and is a predicted model, not a curated record. The transcript is spliced from 8 exons. Gene Ontology annotation, cellular component: nucleus. The coding region runs from base 1 to 1560 and encodes 519 amino acids. NCBI's taxonomy places the organism in Eukaryota, Fungi, Basidiomycota, Agaricomycetes, Polyporales, Epitheliaceae.